CAAUUUAGUAAAAGGAUUUCAUAUAUAAACCCACAGUUAUCAAAUCUCCCACGCACACGAUCCCAUGGAAGAAGAAGAAGAAGCAAAAAUCAUUGCAGCACUUUCCACUCUUACUUCUUCCAAGCUUUCAGAUCUCACCCACUCCAUUCUUUCUCUCACCCAUCGUCACCACCGCCGUCUCGCCGCCCUCCUCUCCUCCCCUCCCAUCUUUUUUCUCACUCUUCACCAUCUCCACUCCCUCUCUCUCCCCAACAAAACUCUCCUCAUCGCUCGCCACCUCCUCUCUUCUCUCCAACCCCUCACUAGCCACUUUCAACACACACCCCCACACGCUUUCAACUCCACAAUCAGACAACGUGAAUCCGACACCGUUAUGCUCCUCCUUUUACUCUGUGAAGUCCAACAGCAAAACCCGGAAGCGCUUCAAACCCCACUCGCCAAAUGGCACGGUGUAUUAACUAAACACUUCCGCGGUACUUUGUUAACUCUUUCCGGCAUCGGUACUUAUAAAGGUGCAAUUUUGAUGCCGUAUAUUGAGAUGGUGACGAGGUGUCGGAGGUUUCUUAGCGUAAUGGGUGGUGGAGGGAAGGCCGGGAGGGAGGUGGCGGCGGCGUCAGCUACGGUGGUGGCGCUGCCGUCGGUGCAGGUGAGCGGUGGCGGCGGUUUGGAGUGUGUUAUAUGUAAAGAGGAGAUCAAUGAAGGAAGAGACGUGUGUAAAUUGCCAUGCGAACACUUGUUUCAUUGGAUGUGUAUUCUGCCGUGGUUGAGGAAGAGAAACACGUGUCCUUGUUGCCGGUAUCGGCUUCCGACCGAUGAUGUUUUCGGAGAGAUCCAACGGCUGUGGGAGGUUCUAGUUGAGGUGAGCCGCAGAAGUUAGAAUUGAGGGAGGGGAUCAAUGUUGCAUGUGAUUGCAUGAUGAUCAUAGAAGAAGUAACAGGUGGCAGAAUCAGAAGGGUAAAAUGGAAUGAAAGGUUGUGAAUUUGUGAGAUGAUCACUUGUUUAUUGAUGAAGACGGCUGUGGUUAAGGUUAUACUCUAGUAGAUAAUAAAUGAGAAGAUAUUAAAAAAAAAAAAAAAAAAAAAA
Messenger RNA from Pistacia vera, 1083 nucleotides. Its product is annotated as E3 ubiquitin-protein ligase SGR9, amyloplastic-like. NCBI's taxonomy places the organism in Eukaryota, Viridiplantae, Streptophyta, Magnoliopsida, Sapindales, Anacardiaceae. The record is from RefSeq and is a predicted model, not a curated record. Gene Ontology annotation, biological process: protein ubiquitination. Gene Ontology annotation, molecular function: ubiquitin protein ligase activity. The coding region runs from base 65 to 877 and encodes 270 amino acids. Gene Ontology annotation, cellular component: cytoplasm. The transcript has a single exon.